CUGCCGCACGCAUCCCUGCACGGCGUCUACGAAUCCCUCAUUUUUGAAACCGACAUUGGCCAAGAUUUACUUUCUUUCGCUUCUUCGGCCUCGUUAUUCGCCGACCAACACGUGCAAAGCCACGUGGUGCACUGGAAUCGGCUUUUGCUGCUCCACGGGCCGCCGGGUACGGGUAAGACCAGUUUAGGUCGCUCCCUGGCGCACAAGCUCGCGAUACGUACUUCCGCACGAUUUCCAAGAGCCAACCUGCUCGAGAUCCACUCACAUUCGCUCUUUUCCAAAUGGUUCUCCACGUCCGGUAAACUUAUUCAUCGAGUUUUUGAGCUUAUUCGAGAUAUGGUGCAGGAUGACCCGUCCUGUUUGGUUUGUGUGUUGAUUGACGAGAUUGAGAGCCUGGCGGCAAGCCGGUCAGCUUUGACCAGUACUGGGGAACCGUCGGAUGCGCUCCGGGCCGUCAAUUCUUUGUUGACCAGCUUGGAUCGACUACGAUCCUUACCCAAUGUAUUGGUGAUCGCCACCACCAACUUGACCGCCUCCGUGGAUGCCGCCUUUUUGGAUCGCGCCGAUCUCAAAAUAUACAUCGGAUUGCCUUGCCUCCAAGCCCGUUACGAAAUUUUGCGAUCCUGUUUAGACGAACUUGCGCGGGUCGGGAUACUAACAAUAUCGAAUCCUUCUUCCGACGCAUUGCUUGCCUUCCGAGACAUUGCUCGGUCGGACGAGAGCCAACCGAGCACGGUAUUGGUGUCGUUGGCGGGGAUGGCCGAGGGCUUGAGCGGACGCAGUUUGCGUCGGCUGGCCUUGCAAGCACACGCCCUGUUUGUCCGUCGACCCCAAGCCUCGCUCACGCUCUUUUUGAGCGCAUUGCAGCGAACCAUCGAACGAGAAAUUGGCAGCCUUCCGUCUCCGCUGGUGUAG
Phaeodactylum tricornutum CCAP 1055/1 is the source of this 915-nucleotide messenger RNA. RefSeq lists its product with no specific name. Gene Ontology annotation, cellular component: nucleus; chromosome. The annotation marks the transcript as partial. Gene Ontology annotation, molecular function: ATP hydrolysis activity; ATP binding. NCBI's taxonomy places the organism in Eukaryota, Bacillariophyta, Bacillariophyceae, Surirellales, Neidiaceae. Gene Ontology annotation, biological process: reciprocal meiotic recombination; meiotic recombination checkpoint signaling. The record is from RefSeq and is a predicted model, not a curated record. The transcript has a single exon.